AUGCAUUUAAUGUACACUUUGAGCCAAGAUGGUAAGAGAGUUUAUACCUUAAAGAAGGAAACUGAAUCAGGUGAAAUUACCAAGUCUGCUCACCCAGCUAGAUUCUCUCCAGAUGACAAGUACUCCAGACAAAGAGUCACUUUAAAGAAGAGGUACAAUUUGUUGCCAGGUCAAUAG
Molecule: messenger RNA, 177 nt
Organism: Henningerozyma blattae CBS 6284
Lineage: Eukaryota; Fungi; Ascomycota; Saccharomycetes; Saccharomycetales; Saccharomycetaceae
Gene: NOP10
Product: snoRNP complex protein NOP10
Exons: 1
Coding region: 1-177 (58 amino acids)
Biological process (GO): rRNA pseudouridine synthesis; ribosome biogenesis; positive regulation of telomerase RNA localization to Cajal body
Cellular component (GO): box H/ACA telomerase RNP complex; box H/ACA snoRNP complex
Molecular function (GO): box H/ACA snoRNA binding; telomerase RNA binding
Source: RefSeq, a predicted model, not a curated record